This is a messenger RNA of Scleropages formosus (Asian bonytongue), 4471 nucleotides long. RefSeq names its product echinoderm microtubule-associated protein-like 3. Gene Ontology annotation, molecular function: microtubule binding. The transcript has 24 exons. NCBI's taxonomy places the organism in Eukaryota, Metazoa, Chordata, Actinopteri, Osteoglossiformes, Osteoglossidae. The record is from RefSeq and is a predicted model, not a curated record. Gene Ontology annotation, cellular component: mitotic spindle. Gene Ontology annotation, biological process: microtubule cytoskeleton organization. Bases 314 to 3394 code for a protein of 1026 amino acids.
UGCUUGCUGCAGCCGCGCUGGGGGCGAUGUGUCUCGAGACUGUCGGGCCGCAGUCCGUCUUCCGUCCGUCGCGAGCGCUUCGCUGUGCGGCCGCAGCCCGAUGAUGACAGACGAGAGUGCACGUGAACCUCCUCUGGGCUGCCCUCUCUGACUCCUUUUCUGUUUCCUAUCUCCCUCAGAGUGACUCCGUCUCUCUCUCUCUCUCACACACACACACGGGCGCUUGUACCCGCUGCCACUCGAGGCGGUCGAGUGCAGAAACGGUGAAGCCGGAAUAAAUAGAGAGUCCAGUUGGACAGGUGGGCGGUUGGACAUGGUGGACAGACUAGUAGCGGAUGACCUGCUGGAAGGCAGCAACUCAGAGCUCCCUGGAAAGCUGUCAAUGAUGGAGGCGCGUCUACAGGCACAAGAGGAUGAGAUUACUCUGCUGAAAUCAUCGCUGGCAGAAGCUCUGCGCAGGAUACACAUCCAUGACCAACAGGCCCCUCUACUGUGGCAGGAGCUCAUUGCAGUGAACCCAGCCGCUGCCAGGACCUGGAGCCAGUUUGGCAACUUCGGUGCCGUCUCCAAACCCAACAAAUACCUUUCCAGCUCUGCAUUGCUCAACUGCCAGCACAGCACUGCCAGUAAACGUGCUGUCAUGCUGUGUGUUUCCAGCCAAGCCAUCAGCCUUGCUGAGGAUGCCAAGGAGGAAAAAGUUAGCUCUCUGACUCGCGUGCCUUGUUUGGGCCCGUGGCUGAGGCCUGCAACCCUAGACAGAGCCACGCAGACUGACCCGAUUCACAGCCUGUAUCCAGCCAUGCUAGAGCAGGUGCCCCUGGCUCACACUCGUGAGGUACAGAGCCUUUCGCUGGAGGAUGCUUUCUCGGAUGACGUGCCGCCCCUGGUUGAGGGGCGAAGCCUGCUGCAGGAAUCACACGGGGUACGGCAGGAGACACGAGAGGAGGAGAAGAGAGAGAACGACCAAGGCAGUGGAAUGAGGCCCAACUGGGCUUCCCUGGUAGAAGAACCCAUCCAACCCAGUAGUGUGAGUCUGUUCCAGGAGCACCGCUUUACUAAGGACCUCGGAACUUAUGGUCCUCUGGAUGACCAGAACCCUGUACCUUUACCUAUGGACUCUAGUUUCCUUUUCCAUUCCAAGAACCUCAUUCCCAGUGAGCAGGCUGUGCCUGUCUCUCCAGCUCUGGAGGGCCAGAAGAAGACUUUGGUGCGCAGGAAUACAGAGAAGCUGGUGAAAGAGACCCCCCCAGAAAAGACCAAACCAAAGCUGGGGAGGAAGGCCGUGUCCUCCGCCAGCCUGCUUACUCGCUCUAACAGUCUGGAGAGCAGAGCAAAAGACCUCAUUUCCAGUGCGGGAUCCUCCAGAAGAGGCACCUACAGCCAGGGCCAGUCAAUAAAGAUGUUCAUUCGAGGACGGCCAAUCACCAUGUACGUCCCGUCCAACAUUCAGAACUACGAUGACCUGCGAAUGGAGCCCCCAGCAGAGCGACUUGAGCUGGAAUGGGUUUAUGGUUACCGAGGGCGGGACUGCAGAGCCAACCUGUUCCUGCUACCGUCUAGGGAGGCAGUCUACUUCACUGCCUGUGUAGUGGUGCUGUACCACAUCAACAACCGCACACAGCGGCACUACCGCAAACACACCGACUGCGUGCGCUGUCUUGCUGUCCACCCAGACCAGGUGAGAAUAGCUUCAGGUCAGACAGCUGGAGUGGACAAAGAUGGAAAACCUCUCCUCCCCUUCGUGCACAUCUGGGACUCAUCCACCCUGGUCACCCUGCAGCAGAUUGGGUUAGGCAGCUUUGAAAGGGGGGUCAACUCUCUGGCAUUCUCUCGAGCAGACUCUGGAGUGUUCCUGGUUGUGAUCGAUGACUCAAAUGAACACAUGCUCUCUGUCUGGGACUGGGCGAGGGCGACCAAGCAGGCAGAGAUCAAGAGCACCAACGAGGCGGUCUUCGCAGUCGAGUUCAACCCCAGUGACAGCUGCAACAUCAUCACCUGCGGCAAGUCUCACGUCUACUUUUGGACCUUAAGUGGUGGGGUCCUGACCAAGAAGCAGGGCAUCUUCGGGAAAUACAAGAAGCCAAAGUUUAUCCAGUGCUUUCUGUUCAGUGGCACUGGAGAUGUCCUGACUGGAGACUCGGAAGGAAACAUCUUGACAUGGGGCAAAUCAGCCGCUGAUGUCAAAACCUUAGGGAAAGGAGCCAAAGAGACCUAUCAGAUUAUGCGACAGACACGAGCUCACGAAGGCAGUGUCUUUACCUUGUGUGUCCUGCACAGUGGUGCCCUGCUGAGCGGGGGAGGCAAGGACAGGAGGGUAGUCCUCUGGAGUGUGGAUCUCGCCCCUGAGAAGGAAUGUGAGAUCCCAGAGAAGUUUGGAGCAGUCCGUACAAUUGCCCACGUGGAUGGGGAGGAGCUGUUAGUUGGCACAACCCGGAAUGCUAUUCUAAGAGGCACUUUCUCAGGUGGCUUUGUGGCCAUAGUGCAGGGACAUGUGGAUGAGAUGUGGGGACUGGCCACCCAUCCAUCACAAAAUACAUUCCUCACCUGUGGACAUGACAAGCAGGUGUUCCUGUGGAACGCCGAGGAACACAUGGUGGACUGGUGCACCACUCUAGAGGAAGCAGCACUGUGCGCUGACUUCUGCCCAAAUGGCAGUGUGGUGUCAGUGGGACUAUAUACAGGAAGGUGGCUCGUCCUGGACCUGCAGACCAGGGAGAUUGUGUUUGACUGCACUGAUGGGAACGAACAGUUGUCGGUCAUGAGAUAUUCCCCAGAUGGAAGUUUCCUAGCUGUGGGCUCCCAUGACAAUUUCAUCUAUAUCUACAAUGUCUCCGAUGGCGGACGUCGCUAUACUCGCUUCGGGAAGUGUACAGGACAUUCCAGCUUUAUUACACACCUGGACUGGUCCAAAGAUGGGAAAUAUAUCAUGUCCAACUCAGGGGACUAUGAAAUUCUCUACUGGGACGUGGCCGGAGGAUGCAAGCUUCUGAGGAACCGCUUUGACAGUAGGGACCGCAAGUGGGCAUCUUAUACCUGUGUGCUGGGCUUCCACGUCAUGGGCGUGUGGCUGGAGGGAUCAGAUGGCACAGACAUCAACGCCCUGUGCCGCUCCCGCUGCGAGAGGAUGGUGGCCGUGGCAGAUGACUUCUGCAAGGUCCACCUGUUCCAGUAUCCCUGCCCCAAACCAAAGGCCCCCAGCCAUCGGUACGAGGGCCAUGGCAGUCACGUGACCAAUGUGGGCUUUACCCACAAUGACAGUCAUCUGCUCUCCAUGGGGGGGAAGGACACCAGCAUCCUGCAAUGGAGAGUGAGACGGGAAAAAGCAGCAGAGACACCUGACCGUGUCGCCCCUGCGUCCUCCAGCUCCAACUGCAUUCCAGAGACUGGGACAUAGAAAGAAAGUGCAAAUAUCAACCAAACAGCAGCAAUGAGCUACACAGGACACAGGAGCAGACUUUUAUAUUGACUAAAGGCUGAGCGCACUCUCAGACACACACAGAAUCUGAUCAUUUGUAAUGGCACUUGACACUCGUGUCAAAAGUAAACACUUAUAUAUCGGUUUAGGAUCAUUUUCUAAUUUACUGAAUUAUUUACACAGACAAAUAAAAGACCACAAAGGUUCAUAACGUAUUACCUGAAUCUUACAAUAUUCAGUUCUCCAGAGGUACGAGGCUGUUCUCAAGAGGCCUUCUCAAGUUACUGGUAGUUGCAUUAUAUUUCAUCAUGCUCCGUUUUUUCUGGAAGUGUUCUAUUAAAUUUCACGAUGUCUGAUUAUGUGCGGAUUGAAAAGCAAGGAUGUUAUUACAUUUUUACUGUUUUUUUUUUUUGGCUUAUUUUAUUAAUUAUUUUGGCUCUACUUUGUUGUGAGCCCAGUGAUUAAUAGUUUUUGUUGUGCUUUUGUAGCAUUACGUCAAUUAGUUCUUAACAACAAGGUGAUUUCUUUUCACCAAGAUUCGAGAAAACAAAAAAAUUAAAUAUUUUUAACUAACGCACGAGAAUAUGCUACUGACAUUUUCGCUGAGGUUACACGAUUUGAAAAUGUGAGUUGUGAUUUUGUUUCAAUAAAAAUACUUCAUUUAUUUGUCAUUUUUCCUCUCUAAAAAUAACGAAUACAAAAAGGAGCUACAAGUAACAACCCAGUGCUUUUCAAAUUAGCUUUGAAUUUAUUUUUUUGUAAGAACUGAGCCCUUUUGUUAAAAGACCAUGUCUUGGAAGUAACACACAGCGUUAAAUAAAGUGAACAGUUGCUGUGCGCGGGUUUUACUGUCGUCCAGCAACGUAAUGAACAAGAGCCCGAUUGACUCUGUGAAAGACGUCCUUAUUAGAGCGCCCGCAAGUGUGAGCCCGCAAAAACACCAGAGGGCGCCGACAGGGGGCGCCAUUUCACAAGAAACCUGUCACAAAAUAUUGCUGUUUAAUGAUUCCGCGAGGGCACUUCUCGCUGCUGUUAUCAUAUCAUUAUAAUAUCAAU